AUGGAAUCGUCGAAGAAACUCCCGUUUCCAGACCAGAUUCUGUCUUCGAGAGGAAGAAACGUCGUAACCAGAUUCAGUCUUGGAAUCGCUGCUUCUCUCGCCGUUCUUCUCACGCUUCUCUCUCUUACUAACUCUUCCUUCAGUGUUCCCUUCGUCUCUCCUCUGCUUCAAGGUCUCAAGAGCUCCAAUCUAAACAACACCUCUUCUGUCACGCAAGUCGACGAGAAGCCAGAAGUAGUAAAUCUCACCGGCCAAGUUCCAGAUGUCAAAGUUCCAAGCUUUGUUCCCACCGAACAAAGAUCUGGAGAAACAGGAGAUUCUGGUUCGAAGAAUGCAACUUCGUCUGGGGAAGGUAAAGUUUCAAGCUUUGAAUCCGGACAAAGAUCUGGAGAAACAGUUGAGACGAAUUCGAGUUUGGCUGCGAAUGACCAAAACACCCUCGAAGCAAAUGUUACAAUGAGCGUGGGCAAUAAUAGCUCGAGUUUGGUGUCUGAUUUUGUGCCUAGCUCUGAGGAAGUAGAUCGAAGCAGAGGUUCUUCUUCAUACGAGGAUUGUGAUAUCUACGAUGGAAAUUGGGUGAGAGCUGAUGAUGAUGAUGAGACAAUGCCGUAUUACCCACCUGGUUCGUGUCCGUAUAUAGACAGAGAUUUCAACUGUCACGCCAAUGGAAGACCUGAUGGUGCUUUUCUGAAAUGGAAAUGGCAACCAAAUAAGUGUGACAUUCCCAGGUUGAAUGGAACUGAUUAUCUGGAGAAGCUAAGAGGGAAGAAGCUAGUUUUCGUGGGGGAUUCUAUAAACCGGAACAUGUGGGAGUCUCUUGUUUGCAUCCUCCGACAUAGCGUCAAGAACAAGAAACGAGUGUAUGAGAUCUCAGGGAAAAGUGAGUUCAAGAAGAGAGGCGUUUACGCUUUCAGAUUCGAGGACUAUAACUGCACGGUGGAUUUCGUCGGCUCGCCGUUUUUAGUAAGGGAAUCGAGUUUCAAAGGCGAGAACGGGACGAAGUUAGAGACUUUACGUUUGGAUCUGAUGGACAAGACGACAUCGACGUAUAGAGAUGCUGAUAUUCUCAUCUUCAACACUGGUCAUUGGUGGACUCAUGACAAAAUAAAGCUAGGUGAAAACUAUUACCAAGAAGGUAAUGUUGUGUACCCUAGGCUCAAGGUUCUCGAAGCUUAUAAACGCGCACUCACCACUUGGUCGAAAUGGGUCGAUAAGAACAUUAACCGCGAUCAAACCCACGUCGUGUUUAGAGGCUACUCCGUUACACAUUUCAGGUGUUUCUUUUGCAGAGGAGGGCCAUGGAACUCAGGAGGAAAAUGCCAUAACGAAGCAGAACCGAUCUUCAACACGAGCUACUUGAAAAAGUAUCCUUCCAAGAUGAGAGCUGUCGAGAGCAUUCUCCAUGACACAAUGAAAACUCCGGUGAUAUACAUGAACAUAAGCCGGCUAACGGAUUUCAGAAAAGACGGUCAUCCGUCUGUAUACAGGAAGGUGUACAGGACGGAGAAGGAGAAGAGAGAGGCUGUGAGCCACCAAGAUUGUAGCCAUUGGUGCUUGCCCGGUGUACCGGACACAUGGAACCAACUCUUGUAUGUGUCAUUGUUAAAGGCAGGACUUGCGUCUAAGUGGUAG
Messenger RNA from Microthlaspi erraticum, 1632 nucleotides. The record is from the annotation of a GenBank genome assembly. NCBI's taxonomy places the organism in Eukaryota, Viridiplantae, Streptophyta, Magnoliopsida, Brassicales, Brassicaceae.